UUUUUCACAUCGUGCUAGUACAGUAGCGGUGAAACAUAUAGACCUACAGGAGCAGCUACGCCUUCUCAGCUGUGUCUGCUGUAAAAAAAAUUUUGUUGUUGAGGAACGGCUGAACCGCGAUGCGGCGACUCAUCAUAUUUAGCUUACUAACCUUGAGCCCAGGAUUGUUUGCGAGUGCCUGUGAAAUUGAAAUUAGCCCCCCGAGUAUUGUGGUGAGAUUUGGAGAUUCCUUGUUAGCCAACUGCAGCUUGCCAUCAUGCAAGGUGAACGGAAUUGGCUGGGAGUCUUCAUUUGGGGGAAUAGGAUUACAAACAGGGGUCUCUUCGUUGCCCUUGAAAAUUGAAAAAGUGGAAGCCUGGGAAAUAGAACCACAGUGUUAUGUUAAUACACUAGACCCUCGCACUGGUACAUCAGCCCAGCUCAUUGAAGACCUAAAAGUCACUGUUUACCAAAUGCCAGACAGUGUGUUCAUGUCUCAGGCUUCAAGUAAAAUGGUGGAGGGUCAACAGUAUCUCAUUGAGUGUCGCAUUAACAAUGUUGCACCAGUGAGCAAUCUCUCCAUGUUUUGGCACAAAGGAAAUGAGAUAUUCCACAAAGAGACAUUUAAGGAGUCCAGUUCAAGUCCACACAAUGUUUCAUCUAAUUACAGACUGACUGCCCACAGAGAUGACAAUGAAAAUCAAAUCUGGUGUGAAGCAAAGCUAAACUUAUGGCCAUAUGGACAAGGUCCUCCCCCGAUGAAAUCAGAGUUGCGUAGAAUGACUGUACUCUACCCACCAACCUUCAUGAAGUCUGCAAACGAGACAGUGGAAGUUGCUGCUGGUGGGAACGUAACUUUAAACUGCACAGCGACUGCGAACCCCAUGCCAGUUUAUAAAUGGCAUUUCUCAGACGCCACACAAGAGGAGGUCAACAAGCAACAAAUGAAUGAGCCCAUUUUGACUUUGUCUUUUCAUCUUCAAGGAAACUACAGCUGCACAGCCUCUAAUUCGCAGGGCAGCACUAGCAAAUAUUUCACAGUCAUCGAAACUGAAGGGGAUCGAACAGCCUUCAUAGCCAUAGUGACAUCACUCGUGCUCGUUGGAGUCCUGCUCGUCAUUGGUGGUCUAUACUUUGUGAAACAGGAUGGAACAUUUUCUUUCAAAGGACGGGGUCCCUCAGAAGUUAUAUGAAGCAGACAUUUUUUUAAUGAGUAUUUGCAUGGCUUUGUUGUUGAAAUUGUGUUUUCAUUUACAUGACUUUAACUGUGAGGGGGGGGCUUUGUCUGUGCUUCAUUCUCGGUUGGUGUUUGUCUGGUCCUGCCUGGCUGAUUAAAUCACCACCAAUCAAAUGUUGUAUUAACAAGCACUACUUUAACUACAUGGAGAGGGUGUUUGAAUGCACUGUAGAACUUUUAAAGAAGCAACAGGCCAACAAUCAGACCUACUUUUAAAUAAUGACUCACUCUCUUUAAAUGUUGAUGGGACGCUGGCUACUUUCCUUUUAUGGUGGGCUUCUCCUUUCAGCUACUUUCUGUUUCACUUUCACUCUGACUUAGAGUUAUAUAAUCUUGGACAUCAUCAGAACAGAACAUUCUCUAUUUUCAAGCUGUACUUACCCCUGUAAAAUCUUUGUCACACAUUUACACAUAUACAAAGCUGACCACAGACUGGAUACAGGAGUGCAUGUAAACACACACACACACACACACAUUCAAAUCAGUAUUGAAUGCUGAGACAUUGGCACCAAACUCUGCUGCUCUACUGAGCAUUAAAGCUUCUACACUGUCAGAGAAAGGAUUGAGAAGGAGUACAUUUCUGUCCCCAUGGUACAAUUAGGACUUGUGUACCCUCUUGGACACAUAACUGGACAUGUGUACCUCUGUGAAGGCCUGAAAGGUACAAGUAUGUCUCCAGGUAGUAAAUGGUGAAUAUAUAUAUAUAUAUAUAUAUUGCUUCUUCUGAUGUUAGAGUAUAUCAUCAGGAGACAGUCUGUGUUGGGGGAAAAGGGAAAACAUACAUGGUUAAAGCUCAUCUUACAAAUUAAAGCUUUACAUUUCCCUUAGCAGUUGCCAAAGAUUUCCAUAAAAGGUACGACACUAUGGUAUGAGAUUAUGAAACUUUUUUUUUUUUUUUUACUUGUUUGACAUUAUCUUCCUUUAUUUUGGGCUGGCUGUAGCUUGGAAGGAAAAGAGAUUGUCUGCCAUUUAAGGGGUUAGUGGUUUAAGUCCAUUUUUCCCCAGACCACAUGUCAAAAUACCCUUUAGCCAGACACAGAACUCCAUGUUGCCUCUGAUGCCUUCACAGGCACGUGAAUGUGUGUGAUGGAAAAGAAGGCAUUAUCUUCGUUUUGGCUUGUGAUUUUCUACUUUUAAAUCAGAGUAUAGCACAACUUCUAAGGAUACAAAAUUGCACAAACUACAAGAGCACAAAUAAGUAGGCUACCCACUGCUGAUGUUGAAGGUACCACACCAGUAACGACCUUUUGUACCCUUGUAGUUACAGUUAGACACUUGUUUUUUUAGAGUGUAGCUCAUAUUUAUCUUUUUAUUUGCAGAUCAGAUCAUCUUACUGUAAAAAACCUGUAUCAGUAGUAUCUUAUACAGCCUUUGCAUACAUAAUGUUCAUUAAUCUCAGCUAAAACCCAGGAAUAUUUCUUGGUGUUGCUGAGAUUUUUUUGUGUUUAACAUGUCCAUUAGACUCAUCUAGGUUUUUGUCGUUUACCUCUUGUUGAUAAAACUGUGUUCUAAAAUAAUUAUUUGUUGGAAGUUUCUAAGAUCAGCAUCACAUGAUGGUGUUGCAGCUGCAGCUUUUGAGAUCUUCAGUCGCCACACCAGCAGAUGAUCGCUUUUCCAAGUCUUCACAUAUGUAAUGGUUUUAUUCUCAGGUAAUACACCUUACCUAAGACUUUGGGAUGAGCUCUUGAAUCAAACAUUAUGCUAUAUGUACAACAUUACACAGCUUUGAGAAAGUUUCUUUUUUGGGGGUGGCGGGCUACUUUUUAUAUGCAUCUUUACAUGAUGAUGAUGGAUAAUGCAAUGGUACAAGUAAUCAGCUUUAACUUCUUUGUACACAUAAUCCUAAUUUUGAGGCACAAUUGAGUUGUCUUUGUCAUGCCUUAACCAUUCAUAAUGCUUGUAUUGCAUUUUAAUGAAACUCUUCAGUACAGCUGCCGUAAUUGCUCAACACUGUGCUGAAAACAAUGUUAUUUUUUCAGUGAUGUUUGUAAGUCUUUCCAUGUUUUGUAAAAUUAUUAAGUAAUUUGACAUUUGUUUGUGAUGCUGUACCUGUUAAAUGUUGAACCUUUUCUGCACUUAUUAGUGACUGAACAUGCCAUGUUGUGUCCAGACCUUUCUAUGAUGAAACAGUCGAUUGCUAUUUUGAACCUACCUGACUUUAAAUAGUCUUUAGGCAUAAGUGAAAACCUUGCUUGAAAAAUAAUUUUUACAUAUUGCAUAAGUUGAAUUAAGUGUAAAGACAGACACCUGAUUGCUGUAGGUCAUGUUAAAGAGAGUGUCAAUUAAAAUGUUAAUGUGUU
Melanotaenia boesemani (Boeseman's rainbowfish) is the source of this 3516-nucleotide messenger RNA. RefSeq names its product intercellular adhesion molecule 2-like. The transcript has 5 exons. The record is from RefSeq and is a predicted model, not a curated record. Gene Ontology annotation, cellular component: membrane. Bases 120 to 1172 code for a protein of 350 amino acids. Gene Ontology annotation, biological process: cell-cell adhesion. Gene Ontology annotation, molecular function: integrin binding. Lineage: Eukaryota; Metazoa; Chordata; Actinopteri; Atheriniformes; Melanotaeniidae.